Messenger RNA from Mytilinidion resinicola, 1552 nucleotides. RefSeq lists its product as uncharacterized. NCBI's taxonomy places the organism in Eukaryota, Fungi, Ascomycota, Dothideomycetes, Mytilinidiales, Mytilinidiaceae. The record is from RefSeq and is a predicted model, not a curated record. Gene Ontology annotation, molecular function: RNA binding. Bases 1 to 1326 code for a protein of 441 amino acids. The transcript is spliced from 2 exons.
AUGUCAUCUCCUUCAGCGUCCAUGGCGUCCGACACUGAACCACCUGUAAAGAGCAGGAAAUUUGUAGAAAAGGAUCAUAAGAAGAAGAAGAGCUCGAAAUCUUCCAUAAAAAUACCGAAGCCCACCAAAGACGUCGACGAAAACGCCGCCAGCCCCGAAUCCCCAGACACUCGACCCCGGAAGCGCAAGAGAGAUGUCCUCCCAGAAGGCGAAAUCGAGAUCGAUGUCAACCUCCCCGAGCCCCCGUCGAAGAAGGCCUUGAGGAGAGCCAAGAAGGGCAAGCCAAUGGUUGCAGCUCCUGCGGCUGCAGACACCGACAGCGAGGAUGAAGAUGGAGCACCGAAGGGCAAUCCAAAUUUUGAACGUUCCAAGUACGGGAUAUGGGUUGGAAACCUCCCCUGGACCGCUACGAAAGAAACACUCCGUGCCUUCAUCAUCGAGCGUUCCGACAUCACCGACGACCAAAUCACGCGAGUGAAUAUGCCCCCGCCUAACAAGGAGACUAGGCCCGGGCAAACCCUCAAGCCGCAGAACAAGGGCUUCGCAUACGUUGAUCUCUCGACAUCGGAGGCACUGGAGGCUGCUAUAGCAUUGAGCGAGACAUUGAUGGGAGGGCGAAGGUUGCUCAUCAAGAAUGCGAAAAGCUUCGAGGGUCGCCCGAAGACGGACCCUCUGGAUGCCUUGCUACCCAAGGAUGGCAAGCCGCCGAACAAUCGGAUAUUCGUUGGAAAUCUUAGCUUCGACGUGACGAAGGAGGAACUCACGCAGCACUACGCGCAGUGUGGUGAGGUGACUGACGUAUUCAUGGCUACAUUUGAGGACUCUGGGAAGUGCAAGGGGUUCGCAUGGGUCACUUUCGAGGAUCUAGAUGCUGCAAAAGCGGCGGUUGUUGGUUGGACAUACAAGUCGAAGAGUCACAGCGACGAUGAAAGCGAGGAAAGUGGGGGCGACGACACAAAACUUACCGAGAAUAAAAAAGCUAAACGACCCAAGAAAGAGAAGAAGAUGAAGUGGUACGUCAACCAGAUCCACGGUCGUGCCCUCCGCGUUGAGUUCGCCGAAGAUGCCCAAACCAGAUACAAGAAGCGGUAUGGCGGGAAAGGGGGCGGGGAUAAGGGUGAGAAUGGGGCUGACGGAGGAGAGGAUGGUGGAAACAGGCGUUUCGCCAACAACAAACCGCGUGGUGGCAAAAGCUCAUGGGGCCCUCCUCGAGAGUAUCACAAGGUUGAUGCCAGGACUAUUGCCCCUGGCGCCGCCCAUGUCUAUGCCCAGAGAGGCUCUGCGGCGAUUGUCGAGUCGAAAGGUAAGAAGACGACAUUUGAUUGAGGGAUUGAGGACCAGAGUUGCUCGGAACGCUCUACGAAUCACUUGCGCAUUUACGACUUGCGCACCAAACUGCCUGCUAAUUGAGCAUUAUGAUGCUUUCUCCUGCUGAACGACUCCUUCUGAUGUUGCGAUGCCCCAGCGUUUUUCAUUGUACCUCUGCAUGAAGCGCGAAACUCAACCUCAUGCAGAUGAUCCAACUUAGCAGCCAAUGACAAUGAUACCACCC